AUGUCAUCCCCCGACUAUUCCUCCGACUCGUCCUCGGGGGCCUCGAGCGACCGCAGCAGUCCAGCUCGGGUAUGCCCCCAUCGUAAUGCCCGGUUCCACGACCAGGAAUGCUCCAGAUACUUCGACUGUCCGAGCCACCAGUUGGAGAGGGCGACAUCGGAGGCCGCAGCGUCCGACGAUCAACACGGUGAAGAAGAUCAAGAAGAUGUGGAUGAGGAGAGAGAGAGCUCUUCCAACGAAAUAUCCCCAAUAAGCGAGGACGAGCCUGGCGGUCAAGACACAGACGAUGCUCCUGCUGCGGGCGUUGAGUUAGAGGCCGAACCCGAGGCCGACAACUCGGGGCACGAUGUGAUCGACCUCACCGCCUCAUCACCAGAGAACAAUCAGCCGAGCUCUCCAGAAAUUGUCUCGGGUGUGUCACAGAUUUCAGGUGUUGAAAGAGGUGUGACCGAACCAUUUGGGCAAGGGAGGAGCCAGCUAGAGACUGAGGUGAUUGAUCUCACUGGGGACUCAUCCGAGGAGCCGGCUCAGCCAGGGCCGUCGAACCCAAACCAGAAUGUUGAACGUGCCCUGCCUACACUCCCGCCGUCUGCAUCCGGCUCGAGCAUCUCGUCUCACCGAUCCGCAGGCGCCGGGUCUCCGUCGUUCCAAAGGCGACCAGCCACGCCACCGUCACCUCCGCCUGCCUCCCGAAGGAGAACAUCCUCCAACGCUUUUGCCGCCACUAGGGCUAGUCACCAGCAGCAAAGACCACCAGAGUCUAGAAGACCUUCGGACCUAGUCCUGCCACGGUGGCAGCCCGAUGCCGAGGUUACCCUUUGCCCCAUCUGCCACACCCAAUUUAGCAUCUUCAUUAGGAAACACCAUUGCAGAAAAUGUGGGAGGGUGGUUUGUGCCUCUUGCUCACCGCACCGCAUCACUAUUCCUUAUCAAUAUAUCGUCCACCCUCCUGGGACGCCACGCCCGGGGGCUCAGAGGCACUCAUCUUCCUUCCUGAGCGGUGAAGGCGGGUACGCCGAUUUUAGUAGCCUCGGCGGUGGUGAAAAGGUCAGGCUUUGCAACCCGUGUGUGCCUGACCCAAACACAAAUCCGCCACAGUCUCAAGAGUCGCCGGGCUCCAGAAGGGUCCAUAGCAGGUCCCAGAGUGGUGCCUCAGGAACGACGGCACAUGGGUCAGGCCUGGCGCCACCAGGUCGUCCCACCUACUUCGCGACCCGAGCUGAUGAUCCAUAUGGGAGGAAUAGAAGCGUCACCAUGUUGGCAGACGGCUCUCGACAAGCUUCGGGCAGUCGACCUUACCAAUAUCAGUCUACUCAGAGUAGGAUUCUGAGCGGGACUCCGCCCUCUCACUAUCCCUAUGCCGUGCCCUCAUCAAGCUCUUCGUACCGGACGUUGAGACACCGCUCGAUGCUCGAUGCUGGACAGUCUUCGUCCUCCAUGGCAGCGGCUAGCAGGAGGCCGUUGCCGCCAGACCCGCCACAAGUAGCGGAGGAGGACGAAUGUCCAGUCUGCCACCGCGAGCUCCCAUCACGCGAGUUGGCGAAUUUCGAGGCUCUGAGAGAGGCACACAUCAAUAUUUGCAUCUCGUCGCACAGCGCUUACGGGACCCCCAGUGGUGAGGGCUCUAGCAUGGCGCCCAGGAGGACAGGCAUGUUCCCAUAUGUCGCUACAGAGAAGGACUGUGUAGACAGUGCGGAGUGCACAAUCUGCCUGGAGGAGUUUGAGGUUGGCGACCCCAUGGCAAGACUGGAAUGCUUCUGCCGGUUUCACAAGGACUGCAUAUCGCGAUGGUUUGCCAAAAACCCGGGCAGGUGUCCGGUACACCAGCACGCUAUUCCAUGA
Molecule: messenger RNA, 1842 nt
Organism: Diaporthe citri
Lineage: Eukaryota; Fungi; Ascomycota; Sordariomycetes; Diaporthales; Diaporthaceae
Exons: 3
Coding region: 1-1842 (613 amino acids)
Molecular function (GO): metal ion binding
Source: RefSeq, a predicted model, not a curated record